Messenger RNA from Rotaria sp. Silwood2, 2073 nucleotides. Lineage: Eukaryota; Metazoa; Rotifera; Eurotatoria; Philodinida; Philodinidae. The record is from the annotation of a GenBank genome assembly.
AUGCAAUAUGAUAAAGACUAUGAGGAACCAGAUCCAAUACGAUGUAUUGCUUUAUCAUUGGCAUUAAUUUACUAUUUUCGACUGCCAACCAAAGAAGAUAAUGCACAACGAAAUGAUCACACAACACCAUCACGUGAAAAGCUUGGUGAAAUUCUUUCUCAAAGUAUACCAGAUUUUGUUCAAAUUAUUCAAAAUGAACUUGAAAGAUUUGUUAAUACCGAUAAUUUUGUUAUUCCACAUGGAGUAGCUGUUAAUCAAGCCAUUCGUGAACAUAUCUUUUCAAUUGUUGUCAGUAUUAUUACCCGAACACCAUUGUGUAUAAUUGGUGCACCAGGUCAAUCAAAAACACUUUCAUUUCAAAUUGUUUUGCAAAAUCUUCAAGGUUCUCAAUUAUCAACAAAAGAAUUUUGUAAAUGUUUGCCAGCUGUCGAUCCAUUUUUUUGUCUUGGAUCAAAAUAUAGUCGACCGGAAGAUAUUGCAUAUGUUUUUGAACGAGCUAUUAAACGUGAACAACAAUAUCAACAAAAUCGAAUAGAUACACGAUGUGUUGUUUUCUUGGACGAAGCUUCAUUACCUGACGAGAAAAAGAUGGUAUUAAAAGUACUACAUCCUUAUUUGGAUGAAUAUAAAGUGGCUUUUGUAGCUGUAGCUAAUAAAUCAUUUGAUGCAGCUAAUGCUAAUCGAAUGAUAUGUGUCUAUCGAUCUUUACCAUCGAAAGAUGAUCAAAAAAUAUUAGCAUAUGGUUGUCUUGGUCUACAAACCGAAUAUGAACAACAAACCAUCAAAAACCAUCUUGAUGUUAUUAUAUAUGGUCUUUGUCAAGGUUAUCGGAAAAUACUUUCAAGUACAAAUAUUCCUCAAAUAUUUCAUGAUCGAGAUUUUAUUUAUAUGCUAAGAGAAUUACGCUUUGAAUUAUCAAUAACAACAACAGACAAUGAAGAUACAAGUAUUGGUACUAUAAAACCAAUUAGUCUAUUACGUGCUCUUGAAGAUAAUUUUAAUGGAAUUAAUCAAAAUGAAUUUAAAGAAUUAAUUAAGAUCUUUUUUAAAACUAUUGAAGAAAAUUCUCCUCAUUUUUGUUUACCAAACGAAAGACAACAAGAAAAACUUUAUCGAGAUAUUCCAACUAUUCUUCAGGAUUCAUUGAAACUCGAUUCAAAAUCUCGACGUCUUUAUGGUCGUUAUAAAUUAAUUAUUGAUGAAUCAGAAGAUGAAAGUGCUAUUAAUCUUUUAUUACAAACAGGUAUUCUAGAUUCUGAUCGUAAUCGAACAACUAUUUUUCGAAUGUCAGAUUUUUCUGAUGAUAUUAAUAAUGAAUUACGAAAUGUUGAAAUAUUAUCAACAAUUAAAUUAUGUAUGGAAACUGGAAAAACAAUUUUAAUGGUCAAUACAAGUCGAAUUCAUGGUUCCCUCUAUGAUGUUUUUAAUCAAAACUUUUCAAUAAUGGCAACAGGUGAUACGAGAAAAAUCUUUUCGAAAGUUGCUAUUGGUCCAAAAACAAUUGAUGUUAUUGUUCAUGAAGAUUUUCAAUGUAUUGUUCAUGUUAAACGAAGUGAAUUUAAAGAUAUUCCAGCACCUUUUCUUAGCCGUUUUCAAAAAUAUUCAUUAAGUGUCAACGAUUUUUAUCGUAUUCGAUUACAGAAACUUCCUAUUAAUGAACAAAUUAUGCUGAGAAAUAUUGAAGAAAAAACUCUAUCAUUUAUUCAACAUUUUGGACGACAAUAUUUUUAUGGUAUGAAUGAAAAUACUCUGUAUUCAUGUCUUCUAUCAUUAAUUAAAAUCAAUGAAAAUGAAGAAUAUUCAUUAUUAAAUAUGCAUCAUCAUCAUACACAAUUGACUAUUAAAUUAAAAUCAUUUAUUGAACAAAAUCCUACUAAUAUUCAACAAUGUCUUUUUCGAUUGAUACUAUCAAAAAUGAUUCAACUCGUUUCACCCGAAUCAAUCAUAUUGAAAUUACCAGCAUUUGAAGAAAAAGUUGAACAAUGGUUAUGUAACUUAUAUUUUCAACAGCAAGAACAUUUUAAUUUGGAAGAUUUCAUUCANCUUUGGAAGAAAGUGGCUAAUUCUUCUUGA